UUCUUCUGGCCAAACCUGAUGGAGGAUAUAAAAUGGUACUUAAGGACAUGCAAUGAAUGCCAACAACAACAGAUGAGACACAUAGUUAUUCUGCCCAUGGUACAGACUCUGCAACCACUAUUCUUUCAGGCUCACUGUGACAUGAUGUUCAUGCCGCCCUCAAAAAGAAUGAGGUACAUUCUGCAAGCUCAGUGUUUGCUCAUGCAUUGGCUGGGGGACAUGAUCUGCCAGAAGGAAACAGCCAAGGUCAUAGAGGACUUCAUCCACAAGAACAUCCUCUGUUGUUGGGGUGCUAUCAGCAAAAUUGUCAUGGAUAAUGGUUCUCCCUGGAUCAGUGCUAUGAAUGCCCUAAAGGAAAAGUACCACUUGAACCACAUUUGA
Dacryopinax primogenitus is the source of this 381-nucleotide messenger RNA. RefSeq lists its product as uncharacterized. The record is from RefSeq and is a predicted model, not a curated record. Gene Ontology annotation, molecular function: nucleic acid binding. Lineage: Eukaryota; Fungi; Basidiomycota; Dacrymycetes; Dacrymycetales; Dacrymycetaceae. The annotation marks the transcript as partial. The transcript is spliced from 2 exons.